AUGGCGUCUCCCACGAUCAAGCUCAACAGCGGAUAUGACAUGCCCCAGGUGGGCUUUGGCCUCUGGAAGGUCGACAACGCCGUGUGCGCGGAUACCGUGUACAACGCCAUCAAGGCCGGAUACCGUCUGUUUGACGGUGCUUGUGACUAUGGCAACGAAAAGGAGUGCGGCGAGGGCGUCGCCCGCGCCAUCAAGGACGGCCUCGUGAAGCGCGAGGACCUCUUCAUCGUGUCCAAGCUGUGGCAGACGUUCCACGACGAGGACAAGGUCGAGCCCAUCACGCGCCGCCAGCUGGCCGACUGGCAGAUCGACUACUUCGACCUCUUCCUCAUCCACUUCCCCGCCGCCCUCGAGUACGUCGACCCCAGCGUGCGCUACCCGCCCGGCUGGUUCUACGACGGCAAGAGCGAGGUCCGCUGGAGCAAGACGACGCUGCAGCAGACCUGGGGCGCCAUGGAGAAGCUCGUCGACAAGGGGCUCGCCCGCAGCAUCGGCGUGUCCAACUACCAGGCCCAGUCCGUCUACGACGCGCUCAUCUACGCCCGCAUCAAGCCCGCCACGCUCCAGAUCGAGCACCACCCGUACCUCCAGCAGCCCGACCUCGUCAGCCUCGCCCAGACCGAGGGCAUCGUCGUCACCGCCUACUCCUCCUUUGGCCCUACGGGCUUCAUGGAGCUCGACAUGCCGCGCGCCAAGAGCGUCGCGCCCCUCAUGGACAGCCCCGUCAUCAAGGCCGUCGCCGACAAGCACAAGCGCACGCCCGCCCAGGUCCUGCUGCGGUGGGCCACGCAGCGCGGCAUCGCCGUCAUCCCCAAGACGUCUCGCCCCGAGGUCAUGGCCCAGAACCUCGACUCGACCAGCUUCGACCUCGACAGCGAGGACCUGGCCAAGAUUGCCGACAUGGACUUGAACAUUCGGUUCAACAAGCCCACCAACUACUUCUCUGCCAACAAGCUCUACCUCUUUGGCUAA
Trichoderma citrinoviride is the source of this 972-nucleotide messenger RNA. Its product is annotated as NAD(P)H-dependent D-xylose reductase xyl1. Gene Ontology annotation, biological process: D-xylose catabolic process. The coding region runs from base 1 to 972 and encodes 323 amino acids. Lineage: Eukaryota; Fungi; Ascomycota; Sordariomycetes; Hypocreales; Hypocreaceae. The record is from RefSeq and is a predicted model, not a curated record. Gene Ontology annotation, molecular function: D-xylose reductase (NADPH) activity. The transcript is spliced from 3 exons. Gene Ontology annotation, cellular component: cytosol.